Messenger RNA from Funneliformis mosseae, 627 nucleotides. The record is from the annotation of a GenBank genome assembly. Lineage: Eukaryota; Fungi; Glomeromycota; Glomeromycetes; Glomerales; Glomeraceae.
AUGAAUAUUCUUAUUAGGUUUAAUAAACGACAAGAAGAUUUUCAGAAUUUACGUUUAUACAAUGAUUACUUGGAAAUGGUUGAAGAGAUCGCGUGGAAUCUUAUCAAUGAAGUGAACAAAAAAGAAACCGAAGCUUUGAUUGACAAAUUUGCUAAUGAAAAUAAAGAAAUAAUAGCUCAUAAUAAACGAAAACAAGAUGAAGAAACCAAAAUGGUAAAUUAUCUUAAUGAAAAGGAGAAAUCAGAAAAGCGUUUGAAAUUUGAAAAUUACAAAAAAGAAUUGGAUGAAGAGAAAAAAAGAAGGGAGAAACAUGAAGCCGAAUUAAUCGAAGAACUGGCUAAUUCAAAAGGUUCUGCGGCCGAUAUUCUAGCAGAAAAGAAGGCCAUGAGAGAAAGUUCCCGUAGUCAAGAACUUAGUAAUUCACAAAUUUAUCCUUCACCAAGAGAUAAUCAUCUUGGUUCAUGGUAUAAUAAUAAUAUAGAACCAGUAGAAGAUACAUCAGAAUUUGAUCCAAUUUCCUCCGAAUAUUUGGACAUUGAUUGUUAUACACUCAAAGACAAAUAUUAUGAUCCGUAUCCUUUCUUUUCUUUUACACGAGAUUCAUCUUUAAUAGAGAUCAUUCCUUAA